Messenger RNA from Xenopus laevis (African clawed frog), 695 nucleotides. It is a transcript of the gene atp5mc2.L, whose product is annotated as ATP synthase membrane subunit c locus 1 L homeolog. The coding region runs from base 99 to 581 and encodes 160 amino acids. Lineage: Eukaryota; Metazoa; Chordata; Amphibia; Anura; Pipidae. The record is from RefSeq and is a predicted model, not a curated record. The transcript is spliced from 5 exons. Gene Ontology annotation, biological process: proton transmembrane transport; proton motive force-driven ATP synthesis. Gene Ontology annotation, molecular function: proton transmembrane transporter activity. Gene Ontology annotation, cellular component: proton-transporting two-sector ATPase complex, proton-transporting domain; mitochondrial membrane; proton-transporting ATP synthase complex.
GCUUUCCUUAGGUGUGCUAAGAACUCUCCUUCCGCGUCCUUAAAGAAUGGAGUUUUGCGCAUGCGCAAUACUUUCCUGUCAAAGCGUCUUCUCUGCGCAUGCGUAAUACCUUCGCUCUCCUUCUGUCUUUCCCCGCCAAGCAGAAAGUACUAUUCUUGUUCCCACGUCUUGUUGACAUUCCCAUAAAUAUGUACGCCUGUGCUAAGCUUGUGUCUAACCCAGCUCUGGUGAGGAGUGGAGUCUGUCUCCUUUCUCGACCAGUUUCCGUCCCAUUACUGAGCUACACUGGAUUGAGGACUGAGCAGCUAAUGUCUGUUCCAGCUAGGGGAAUCCAAAGCAGUGUAACAUGCAGGGACAUUGAUACUGCUGCAAAGUUUAUCGGAGCUGGUGCUGCUACCGUAGGUGUUGCUGGGUCAGGUGCUGGUAUUGGAACAGUGUUUGGCAGCCUUAUUAUUGGAUAUGCAAGGAAUCCUUCUCUGAAACAACAACUCUUCUCUUAUGCCAUCCUGGGUUUUGCCCUGUCUGAAGCUAUGGGACUGUUCUGUCUUAUGGUUGCUUUCCUCAUCUUGUUUGCCAUGUAAAACAAUAGUCUCACCAGAAUAUAUUUGUACUAGAGCUCUGUGCUGAGGUUAGAUGCCUCUUUACUCUGCUGCUGUAUGAUCUGAUGUUCCUGGGGAAUAAAUAUUAUAAAUACA